Messenger RNA from Danaus chrysippus (African queen), 390 nucleotides. The record is from the annotation of a GenBank genome assembly. Lineage: Eukaryota; Metazoa; Arthropoda; Insecta; Lepidoptera; Nymphalidae.
AUGUCUUUCUACUAUCCGAAGAAUUUUCGUGCGAACGGCUGGGGCUGGCAUAGAUCUGCCAACGCCGCGUCGGCUGUAAGGGGAUUCUUGAGCAAAGAAAGGGGAGGGCAGGGUAGCAGUGAGCCAUUGAUUGGUAAUGGAAGACUUUACCCGACUUUACCCGCGGAAGACGACGCUGGUUUCUCGGGGGUAAAAUUAUACCCUUCGUUACCUGCCGAGGAAUACGAAAGCGGUGCGGUUGAAGAAGUUAUUGAAGAAGCAUGUGCCGCUGUGAAUGUUAAUUUGGAGGUGAGUUUAUCUUAUCUUUUAUCUUUAAUAAACUAUUCUCUAUCUUUUUUGGUUGAACUUAAAAGAUUUCCUCGUUUAAUUAUAACUUUAUGUAUAUCUUAA